AAAUUUUCAAAAAAUAUUUUAAAAAAUUUCAAAACUAUUCAAUAAAAUUUUCAAAAAUAUUUAAAAAAAUAAUUCAAAAAUAUUCAAAAAAAUUAAAAAAAGAAAUUACAAAAAUAUUCCAAAAAAUUUUCAAAAAUGCUCUUCAUGUGAUCCAACGACACAUUUUAACGCAACCAAAUUUCCGCUACGCAGCUCUUUCCAACACUAAACGGCAUUAGAUUCGUACCGAUUUCGUCAUGGCAUUGUCCAAACGACCGCUCACCAAGGAGACCGCUUUGGCUGAAAACAAUAAUAACAACAACAACAAUAAAACCGAAGAACACGAAACGGCGGUGAAGCGUAAAAAGCGCGCCAGCCGUGACGAUGAAACGGCCAAUAACAAUAAUAACAACAACAAAAGCGAUGACAAAUUGUCAACGCUGCCACAGAAGAAGCGCGCUGUUAGCAGCAGCACCAACAGCAACAACAUGAAUAAAACAAACACAACGCCGCACGACAUUGCCAUGCUGCAAAACUCAGUGCAUAACAGCAACAGCAAUAUCACAAGCACCACUUUGCAUUCACCAGACAGAACACCAGCAGCGGUGGUCAGUACAAGCACACCGACAAAAACGACCGCCGACGAUCAGGACGACGAGACGCUCAUACGUGAGACACAAGCGGCACUGAAAAGCCUCUCGGGCAGUUGGCCACCGGAGGCGCGCAACAAUCUGUACCGUCUGCAGGAUCAGGACGAGAAUCCGCCACCUUUUCAGAAUCUCUUCGAAGAGAAACAAAAGUAUGGCACACAAACGCUACCAACCGACAAAGAAACUUAUUUUCAAACUGAUCUCUUACGUUUCCACAGACAAAAGGAAAACGAUCAGGCGCGUAUCAAUUCCCAGCACUCCGAACAUACAACGUUGGACGAGCGUAAACGUACCACGGCCUUCUCGCAAGCGUCCGCCUUUAAGCCGCCACACGAUAUCAAACGCAACGGUCUCAUACCCUAUCCGCCGGGCGCAACAGCUAUGACAUCGGUGGCGCCCCCACUACCACCACCGCCACAUUACCCCAUCUACACCAACAUGAAUGACUCUUCGGCUGCAUACCUGAGCUAUCAGCCCCACGCGCUGGCCGACUCCAACACAAUGUCCAUGCUGCCGCCCGCGCGUCCUACGCCGACAACGCCCGGCCACGCCAAUGGUUUCGAUAUCGCCUCGCAAAUCGGCGCCACCGAUAGUAAAAUCACCGAGCUCAAGCCCGCGCUGGCAGGCGGUGUGCAGUUGCAUAAGCAUAACGAAGCGCUUGGCACGCCGGGUGUAGUGGGCGCCGCCUCAGCUGGUGGUCCAGCAACGGCGGCCGAUACUAAGCACUACACCAUACUGCAACCGGCCGGUGUGGGCAGUCGUGCGGCAUCGGUGAUGCAGGAUAUAGCACGCGAGGGCGUGGUAACGGCGGUCACAGCUGUGGGCAGCAACAAUAGUAACGGUGGUGUUGGCGCGACGGUUAGCGUACCACAACCGACCUACUCGCCGGGCAGCAUCAAUCGUGGCGAUGGCACCAAGUGCCCCACGCCAAGCUGUAACGGCCAAGGACAUAUCACGGGGCUUUACUCACACCAUCGCAGCUUAUCUGGUUGUCCAAAACGUGAUAAAGUCACCUCGGAAUCUGUGGUAGACACGUUAAAGUCCGAGCCGAAGGAGUUGCCUCAUUUGGAAAAGUUAAAAAUCGCCUCGAAUCAAUACUUGAACAACAACAACAUCAGCUGCAUUAAUAACAAUAGUGGGCACGUCACGACCGGCAGCAACAACAAUAGUAAUACUUCCGCCAGCCACAACACACUCAGCCACAGCUCGAGCUCGACGACGAACUCAAGUGCGGCGAGCAACGCAAUGCCAAUUAUCAAAUCGGAAUUCAGUCCGGUCGCCAGCGUCAAGUCCGAAUACAACAAAAGUCCCAUGCAUCCAUAUAUGAACAAUGCGGACAGCACCGGCGGUGGUCCAACAGACCGUUCGGCUAACGGUAAUGCGCCCAAUACCGGCGCUGUGUCCACAACGAACUCAGAUAAUUUGCACGCGCCACACUUGAGUGGUGUCCGAAGUGCGACCGGAACACUUCAAGCAUCCGGCUACGUGAGCAUGCAGCAGCAGCAACAGCAUCAACAACAACAGCCACCCCAACAGCAGCCACCAACGCAUACAAUGGCCGACCCACAUCAGCAGCAACAUCAACAACAGGCGCAACAACAAAGUCCACAUAAUCCACAUCAACAACAACAACAGCACACAAUGCAUCAACAACGCGGUCCAUUCAUCGAAGACUCAUCAUCGCUAAUGAUGUCCGCUGGCAAUGGUGCUUCCGUGAACGGUGCCGAUGCCUAUCGCACCGAUGGUCAUCAUGACGACGCACAACAUCAACAACAUCACUACGAGCAUAUGCGCUAUGCGCAGCACAUGGGGAAUGGUGUUGCUGGUGGUGGUGCCGGCGUUGGUGAUGGCAGUCUAGGUGGUGGCAAACCACCCACCUCUGCUUAUGGACAGGAAAUGCUCACUGCCAAUGGUGCACCCACCAAUGCGAUGUCGCCCAAUGCACGCGCCUACGAUGCCAACCCACCCACAUCGCUCUCAUCGGCCGCCGCUGCAGCAGCCUAUGCUGAUGCCACGGGCGUAUCCAGUGUAGCCGGUAUGCCGACAGCCUUCGAACGCUACGAUCCCAUUUGCAAUGGUCAGCGUCAGGGACCACCCUCGAAUAUGUAUCAUUAUCUGCCACAGUCCGCAGACGACUUGCAAGUGCAGCAGCAGAAAUACUUGCAAGAACAACAAAUGUUAAUGGCCAAAGCGGAACACGAUGAACUCGCCAAUGGUGGUCCAAUAUAUCCACGCCCCAUGUAUCACUAUGAUCCGAGUAUGGGUCCAUUGCCGCCAGGCUUUUCCGCCAUUAAUUUGUCGGUAAAGAUGGCAGCGGCGCAAGCAGCAGCUGCCGCCGCCGCUUACCAAAAUCAACAGCAGCAGCAGCAGCAACAACAACAGCAACCGAAGCAAAGCGGUUCACCGUCACCACCUGGUGCUCCGGUCGUAGAUUUGUCAGCCUCCGCCUCGGUGACUUCGUCCAGUCCGCACGGUUUCAACUCGCCAGCAUCACACAACCAGUACAGUCAGCGUAUGGGCGCGGGCAGUCCACAGCCUGGUGCGAGCCCCAACAUCGCCAGUCCGCAAGUGCCAAGUCCUCAGGGACAAACGUUGGAUCUGAGCGUCACACGCCUGCCACACAGUAUUAUCACGAGUCCACAGUACGGUACACAUCCCGACGGUCUGGUCGUCGGACAUCCACAAGGCUUUGGACCAGGUGUACCACCAACCGGCGCUAACGGUGCGCCACGUUCACCACAAAUGGAGCCGGUCGAUUUCAGCGGACCACCAAGACCACUCGGUUUCGGGCUGGUCGGACACAUAGGCGGACCGCGUCCAUAUAGUCGUGAAUCGACACCGGACAGCGGCGGUUCGCACUACAUCGACAGCUAUCGUGAUCCAAGUGGCUACUCCCCUCAUCCCGGCUAUGGCAUGGUCGUACAAUCUGAUUAUCCCCCAGCCGGCUAUCAUGGCUACGGUCCAGCCGCAUAUCAAUGCAGCAAUCCUUAUGCGACUGCUGUCGGUCCCGGCGGAUAUCCGACACCCGUAUCGGGCGGCUACUCACCCAGUCCAGCGUCGUGUUACUCCAUGCCGCCGCCACAACAUAUACCGCAACACGACAAGACAAAGGAUAGGUUAGUCGAAUGUUUGACGGGCUGUACGCGCAGCGAUCGCAAUCAUCUGCAGCCACACUCGCAAGAACUGAAAUGUCCCACGCCCGGCUGUGAUGGUUCGGGUCAUGUCACCGGCAAUUAUUCAUCGCAUCGCAGUUUAUCGGGUUGUCCGCGCGCCAAUAAACCGAAGAGUAAGCCACGCGACGGACAGGACUCAGAGCCGCUGAGAUGUCCCAUACCCGGCUGUGACGGCUCUGGCCAUUCCACUGGCAAAUUCUUAUCGCACAGAAGCGCCUCCGGCUGUCCCAUCGCGAAUCGCAAUAAAAUGCGCGUACUCGAGGCCGGCGGCACCGUAGAACAGCAUAAAGCCGCCGUCGCUGCGGCGACUGCGAUGAAGUUUGACGGUGCGUAUGCUCAACAUUUUGGUUGCGGCAGCGCUGCCAGUCAAGGCAUGAAGAAACCAAAAUUCGACGAUGUUACAAUGGUCUACCCCAAGGGCUAUACAGGCAUCGACAUGAUGAUGGGCGGUGUCGGUUCCGCUGUCUCCUCGUCCGCUUCCGUUUCAAGUAAUCUCAGCAAUAGUAGCAGCAACAACAACGCCUCGGUGGUGAGCUCAACCGCUGCGCUGGGCAAUGUCUCGUCGUCGGUGACCGGCACAGCUACCCUGCCCGACAGUUUGCAAGGCAACAAUACCGCCAACAACAACCACAGUAACGGCAAUAAUGCAACAAAUAACGCGAAUAACAACAAUAACAAUAACGUGCCCUCAACAAAUGGCGGCGGUGGCGGCAAUGGCAGCGGCGUGGGUGAGGACUUGAACACGCUCGAAGCAGAGAUCUCGGAAUUGCAACGGGAAAAUGCGCGCGUCGAAUCGCAAAUGAUGCGCCUCAAGUCCGACAUAAAUGCCAUGGAAUCACAGUUGCACACCAGCGAUAGGGAGGCUUCUCCGCUGAGUACUCAUCAACAGCGUAAUCUCGCUGCGGUGACUAUCAAUGCUGGAGGAGCAACAGCUCUUGGGAGCGUCUCCUCCAGCGCCUCAAUCGCGUCCCCGCUCAGCAAUCACAACGGCAGCGGCAACAGCGCCAACGGCAACGGUAACAUCAACCUCGGCGGCAGUGGUGGAACCGGAGGCAACAACAACGCCCUCGCCAGCACAAACAUCUCACACUCCCUCGCCAGCAGUCACGCCGGCACCAUAGGCAGUCACAGCCAUAGUCACAGCGGCAGCUAUUUAACACCACCGCCAAGCGUCAGCAUCAGCACCACCACCUCCUCCACCGCGUCCAGCGGCGGUCCACCCACAUCCAGUUCCUAUUACGAGAGUUUACGAAACAACGUUAUCACAUUACUUGAACACGUACGACUACCACCACCCGGCGGCAGCAAUGGCGGCACAAGCAUGAGCACGAGUCCACUAGGCGGUGGUGGUGGCGGCGGCAAUAAUGUGAGCAGCACCAGCAUAGGCGGUCAUCCAAGUGAUGGUCUAGGCAAUAGUUUGUCCUCAAAUUUGGCGGGACUACCCGCCACCGCCGAGGUGUUGAGUAAUCAGCAGUUGACCAGCGCUUACGGUGUGCCACAUCCAUCACAUCCCACACUCAUACCACCAAGUCCAUUACCCACGGCCUCCAUUGCGCCCACAAAUGUGGUUAGCGGUGCUGUGUCCAUGUAUGCAGCGCCACCGCACCAUUUAGGCGGCACUCAUCCGGGUAUGUUAGGACCACCACCGCCGCCACCUCCGCCACCACAUGGCGCCUCAAUGCCGCCACAUCAUCCGUACACCGUGCAUCAUCCGGCUGGUUAUGCGCAUCAUGAACCCUUCGACUCAUACAUAUCAAAGCUACAGUCACUCUGUGUGCCACCCGAUGUCUAUGCACUACCAGAUGAUGCCAGUCGUGCGGUGUACGAUACAGUUAAGCCGAGUUUGCAUCAAGACUACACGCUAAUGCCGACGCCGAUUUAAGCGUGGAUGAGAAGAGGGUUGAUGUGGGAACGCGACUAUUGGGUUUAAUUAGCUGAAACUGGAACGUCCUUCCACGAUAGUUUCUACGAAGGUUCGAAUACCGCAUAGAAUACCAGAAAGCUCUGAAAGCAAGAAGAAUAAGAAGAGAUGGAGCGGUGAGUUAAAUUAAAAUUUUUUGAAUUAAGCAAUGUGGAGGAUCGGUAUAACCCUUUAAAUAUGUACAGUAGAGAUAGAUUUGGGAUGGGUGGUAUGAUAUCAAAGAUCUCACUAGUAGACGCCGAAUUAUCCAUAAUAAUUAAAUACUUACAGUCCCGCCAAGAGGACAUUAGGAAUAUCCGUUGAUUUAGCUCUAUUUCAUGACUUUUUAAGCAAUAGACUGAGCGUUUUUUUCCUAACAUGUGGUCAUAUAUGUGGAUAUAACAAACAAGAAGGUAUUGGAACAAGAAUAUUUUUACAAAUCCUGCGUAAGAAGCUUUCUAUCUUAUUAUUAGGCACAAAAACGUUUGAAAAUUGAACACUUUCCUCUGUUAAAAGCUUUAGGGGUAUUAUUACAGCUUCAAAGCCUCAGAGAUGAAAGCUACAUAAGCGACAACAUCAGUGAAAGCUUGUAUUAUGAUAUUAGUUCGUUUCUUUUGAAGAAUGAAAUGUGGAGCUUUCACUGUUACGCAUAAAAACAACAUUUGACCACUGCCUCAGUAUAAAAAGCUUUAGGGGUAUUGUUAUAGCUUAUACAGAUAGCUUCAUAGAUGAAAGUUCCAUGAGUGAAAUGAUCGGUGAAAGCUUGUAUUAUGAUAUUAGUUCUUUUUAAGAAUCAAAUUUUUUGCCUAACAUGUGGAGCUUUCACUGUUAUGCAUAAAAACGUUUCAAAAAUGACAUGGACCAGGUGAUAUAAAAAGCUUUCAUGGUCAUUGUUAUAGUUUCAUAGACCUCCAUAGAGAAAGUCUGUUUAUAUUUCAUGUCUUUUUAAAUUGAAGUCCUUUGCCUUACAUGUUGAGCUUUCAUUUUUAUUAUUAUACAUAAAAACCUUUCUAAAGCGGUCACUGGCCUUAAUCUAAAAAUUUUGAGAAUUUUAGAAAGUUUUGCUAUAACGUUACAAGUGAAAGCUUCAUUGAAAGCUCACAUAAUGUUGCAAGAAAAAGCUUCGUUGAAGCUCCCAUAGUGUUACAAAUGAAAGCUUUGUUGAAGCUCCCAUAAUGUUACGGGUGAAAGUUCGUCAGCCGUAAAAGCAAAUAACGAUGAAAGCUCAUUGGGGAAAAGGUGAAAAAGUAAAGAAUACUUCUGCAUGAUUUUUGGGAUUAUUGAUUACGAAAAAUUACUGAACUUUUUCCAAUAUUUUGUCAACAUACUUAUGUACAUAGCAUAACUUAGGAGAAUAAAAAGCGAAAUAAAAUAUUGAAAAAUAGCAUCAUAAUUAUUAUAGCGAAAAGACAGGUAUCAAGCAUUAGCCUUACAAAAUCUAUAAUAUUUAAAAAAUUUGUAUAAUAAUUAGUAAGUACUAAAAAAAUCAGAAAAUAUGUAUUUGUAACUGUAUAUGGGUAUAGAUGUGCAUUUGUAAUUAUGUAGAUAAAAAGCGAUAACUUUCGAUUAUGUAAUAUUGGAAUAUUUUUUUCGGAUCUUCAGUGUGAAGAUUGGAGUAUGUGUUCGGAUACUAAAUACUAGUCAGAAAAUUAACUAGAUAUAAUAAGCUCUAGCUAUAAUAAUCGAUGUGUGGGUACUAAUUAUAUAUAUUGUUGUUGUUUUAUAUGUUGUUUUAUACAGUUACAACAACAAUAAAUAAUUAUACCAAAACAAAUAUUGAUAAACUGACGCUAUAGAAAAAGGUAUACGAACAUAUGGGUCUUUUCGAAAGCUUGGUGCUGACUUGGCGGUGAAAGAAAGUCUUAGAAAGCUGAUAAAGAUGCUACUUCCGCCAGUUAGCUUCUAACUCUGAAAGCAUGUUAAGGUUUUCGAGGAAGAGUUGUAGCAAAAUUAAAAGGAGAAGUAAAGCUGAUGCUAAAAUUGUAUAUAAAAAUGUGUGUAUGUGUUUGAGAAGACCAACUUUGACGCUGAGAUCCUUCAGCGCGCUAAGAAUUAUAGUUUCAAACAGUAACUGUAUGUAUGUAUAUGUAAAUUAUUUAGAAAUAUUGAAUUUAUAAUAGAUGUGCAGUUCCGCAAUACAGCGAAGUAUUAGAGAAACCACACUCAUUCGCUAUGUCUAAGUAUAUAUCGUCACCUAAAAUGUAAAAUUACGUAACUUCACUUUUCAUAAGUUGAUAGACGAAGGAAAAGCGAUAUACUAGAAACCACUCAUAUUAAAAAUAAUAAAGGUUUUGGUUAUAAAAUGGUUAUAUAUUAGUUAAAUAUUAGCUAUAUAUUAGUUACAUAUUGGUUAUAUAUUGGUUAUCACAACGUUUUUUUACAUUUUAAGUGUCGAUAUAUACAUAUGUAUAUAAAAACCAGAUUGUAUAUAUGUACAGCAAAAACUUAUACAUGAUGUUUGCAAAUGUAAAAUUCAUUUUCUAAGCACCAUUAAGGGUAUUCACGCAUAUACAUAGCGAUUUUAUAAGAAAUUUUACUUAAAGAUAUUUGUUUGUUUUCUGUUAAUAUUAAAAAAGGUGUAAGUAUAAAUGUGAGGUUUUGAAAUUUGUAAUAAAAAUUUGUUUUUGUAAGUUGUUUUCCAACACAUUUUUGUUGUAGCUAAUUAAAGAAUAAAAUAAUAAAAAAAAAUUAAACUAAAAAUAUUAUAAAAAAUUAUUACAUAACGUAGUUUGAAUAGUGUAAUAUGUGAAAGUAUGAAUCAAAAUUUAUAUUUAAUGCAAAUAGACUAUUUCAAUAAGUUGUCAAGCAAGUAAAAGUAAAAAUUUAAUGAAAAAGUAUGUUAAUGGCGAAUAUAAACUUAGGCUGUAAAUACAAAAAUAAUAAAAACCAAAAAAAUAUAAAAAAAAAUAAUAGUAAUUUAUAUAAUAGCAUUAAAAAUGUAUUUCUUUGUAUCAAAAAUAUAAAAGCUGUUCUUAUGUGUAUUAAAUAAAAAUUAGUUUUCUAUAUAGCAAAUAGCAACAAUGCAGAUAUCAACUAAAGUGCAAUAAAAACAUUAGCUUUAAGUGUAAAAUAGCUGAACUCAAAAAUGCAGAAAAAAUAUUUAAGAAGAACACAGCACAAGAAGAAGAAAGGCAAAUACUUGAAAAAGCGAUAAAAAAUAAAAAAAAUACUAAUAAAAAAUAUAUGUAUGUAUGUAUGUACAUAUGUAAAAAAAUAAUUUUAAAAAAAUUUAAGAAAAAUAAAUAUAUUUAAAAAUAAAAAAUAUAUAUAAAAAAUUAAGCUUAGAAGAAACUAAAAAAUUUAUCAGUGUCUAAAUAAGGCACUUUUCAAUAGAAACUGCAUAAAACGCAAAAACAAAAAUAAAUACAUAUGCAUACAUUAAAAAAUUAAUUAAAAUUAAAAAAAAAAAUAUUAUAAAAAAAUAAUAUAAAAAAAUUAAAUUAAUUAAAAAUAAAAAAAUAUAUACCUAUAUAAAUAAAUGUAAACAUCAAAACAUAAAAAAAUGCUCAGAAAUAAAAUAAUUUGACUAAAAUGAAAUUAAAUAAAACAAAAUAGUGUAUUGCUCAGCAAAUUAUUAGCAUUAAAGAAAAACGAAAAUGAAAGCAAGCAAUUACGCUGAACUUUUUAAUAAAAAUAUAUUUAAGACACAUUAAAAACAAAAUCUGAAAGUAAAAUAGCACAAAAGCUCCGAUUUCGCAUACUGUAUGUAACACACAUCAUAACGGUAACUCUAGUAUUAUUAGCCGUAAGCAAAUGUAGAUGAAACUCAAAAAAUAAAACAAAAACACAAAAAUAUUUAAACCUUACUUACCGAUACUACUGGGAUAAGCCAAAGCGUAAUAAAAAAAGAUUGUAUUGAUAAAUGAUAAUUAAAUGUUAAAACCUAAUUUAGAGAUUAAAUAAAUUGCAACAAAAAUAAUUCAAA
Bactrocera neohumeralis is the source of this 9627-nucleotide messenger RNA. Its product is annotated as ankyrin repeat and KH domain-containing protein mask. The transcript has 13 exons. The coding region runs from base 237 to 5684 and encodes 1815 amino acids. Gene Ontology annotation, molecular function: RNA polymerase II cis-regulatory region sequence-specific DNA binding; zinc ion binding; DNA-binding transcription factor activity, RNA polymerase II-specific. The record is from RefSeq and is a predicted model, not a curated record. Lineage: Eukaryota; Metazoa; Arthropoda; Insecta; Diptera; Tephritidae. Gene Ontology annotation, cellular component: nucleus. Gene Ontology annotation, biological process: regulation of transcription by RNA polymerase II.